AUGAUUUGGACGGUGGCUUUGGGACUGCUAGCUCUCCUCCACGUCAACUUCGGCGAAGCUGCCGAAAAUUGUGCACCUUUAAAAGCGGACGAGGUGGAGAAGAGGAGGAUAAUGGGACGGAGUAGUUGUUCAGAGGCCUCAGCUGCGCCCAACUCGGCGGUCAUCAUGAUUGAGAUGCAGACCUGCCACUCCUUGGUCGUGACCGCAGCAAGUUGGACGGCCGCAGCCUUUUUGUACAUUUCAGACCAUUUGGCAGGAGAAGAACUUUGUCGUCCUGCUCAUUGCGCAAAUGCUGAUGCAGCAGAGUGGAAAAAACAUGUCUUUUUGGCGCCAUACCCCUAUAAACUGCAAGGUGGUGAACUUCGCGGCUACGCCAUGGCCGAGAUGGCCUGUCGAGAAGCGGGUGAGGCCUUCUUCAGUGACGGAGGUUUUCGAGCCCUGCUUACCACGAAAAACCGUCCUCUAGGAAAAAUUUUGCCCCGUCAUCUCUCCGUCCUGCCUGUCCUUAACCUCCAUGGUGAACUCGUAGCCAGAAGUUGGCGUGAUUUUUUGGACGGAAGACUGGCAAAUGCUACAUUAAUCUCGAUGGAUGGGAUAAAGGACUCUACUGGACCUCGAUGGGAAUGGAAGUACUACUGGCUCGGUGAUGGAUACAAACGAACGUGCGAUCAGUGGACUUCGAGUUAUUUAAUGGAUGUGGCCAAUGUAGUUACCUUCGAUUACGCUAACAAUGAAGUGGUUCACGACGUUGCUUCAUGUUCCUCGGACCUCCAUCUUCUUUGCUACUCCGGCCCGAAGGCCAGCCCACCCAGCGUGGUACAAGAAGGCAAAUUCAAAAGUCCAAAAGUCGCGCCUCCCCAAUGCCGAAAGAUAUGCAACCACUGUAUUACAGAGCCUCCCUCCUCUUCUGAGCGUCAUGUCCGACGCUCCCCAUGGUCAACCUCACGCGUCAGCCAUUACAACGUAGUCGGCGCUGUAAAGAAACAUCCGCGACCCGACCGUGCCAGUCACCAAAUUAGCGUGCAACUGAGGAGAUACUUGACCUCAAAGUCACUGACCCCUCUUGCCAACUUAACUGGGACUGGAGUUUCGUCCGGUUCCGAAACUUGA
Molecule: messenger RNA, 1110 nt
Organism: Echinococcus granulosus
Lineage: Eukaryota; Metazoa; Platyhelminthes; Cestoda; Cyclophyllidea; Taeniidae
Product: collagen, type XV, alpha
Exons: 7
Coding region: 1-1110 (369 amino acids)
Source: RefSeq, a predicted model, not a curated record